Diorhabda carinulata is the source of this 2050-nucleotide messenger RNA. Its product is annotated as myogenesis-regulating glycosidase-like. The coding region runs from base 128 to 2026 and encodes 632 amino acids. NCBI's taxonomy places the organism in Eukaryota, Metazoa, Arthropoda, Insecta, Coleoptera, Chrysomelidae. The record is from RefSeq and is a predicted model, not a curated record. Gene Ontology annotation, biological process: carbohydrate metabolic process. Gene Ontology annotation, molecular function: hydrolase activity, hydrolyzing O-glycosyl compounds. The transcript is spliced from 12 exons.
GAAUUUUAUCAGAAUGGUAAAUUAUCUACUCGGUGAGUGUUUUCAAAGAUAGACCUUUAGAUUUUUUUGAGAGGCAUUUAUUUUUCAUAUAAGAGGCAUUCAAUUUUUAUAUAAUCUAUUCGUCAGAAUGCAUAUAUCAAGGAAAAUCGUUUCUUACAGUAUUGUUAUUAUUUUAUUGUGUUUUAAAGAAAGUGACUGUGACAUUGCUUUAGAUCCAACAGAAAAUGGAUUAAGCAUAUCAAUACAUAAUGAUGCUGGUCAAGUAACGUUGGAAGGACUUCUCGGAGUAGGAAUUGAUUUUGCUAAUGUAAAUUGUCAAAUGGAAUUUAGAGACUGUCAAGUUGAUGAUACCCUAUCAUUCAAAGUUACUGAUAUUGACGGGGGUCACCGAAUUACUUGGCUGGCAGAAGACGUAUCGCAUCAGUUGGUUGAUAAAUACAACCUAGACAUGGGUGGAACUUAUUGGUUUGGAGGACCGCAGAGGUACUUGCAAAAUCCUCUUGAAAAAUUGGUACUUGAUGGUAAUGAUCCGUACGUUAUAAAGAAAGCAGAUAAUUUUGCUGUUGCUGAAAGAUAUUGGUUAAAUAGUAAAGGCACUUUUAUUUUUAUUGAUGAUAGAGUACCAUUGUUCAUUGAUCAGAAUACCAGAGAAAACGGGUCUUUUUUCUUGAUUGCCAAAUCAGAGAAUCCUUAUAUCAAUAGAAAUCGGACGAUUUUGCAAUAUGAUAUUAUAACUAAAGAUGAUUCCAAACAAGCGCAUCUUUAUGCUGUAAACAAUUACCUCGGGAAACCAACAGGGUAUCCGAGUGAGAGAAUGAUCAGAAAACCUAUUUGGACUACUUGGCCGAAAUACAAACAGAGCGUUGAUCAAGAAAAAGUUGAAGAAUUCGUUAAAGAAAUCAUUGAACAUGAAUUUUUAGGUGGUCAGAUAGAAAUUGACGAAAAAUGGGAGGUAUGUUUUGGAUCUCAUGUAUUCGAUACUGUAAAGUUUCCAGAUGCCCCAGGUUUAAUAGCUUCUAUCAAGGAUCGAGGAUUCCAGACAGCUUUAUGGAAUAGUCCGUUUGUCAACAACGAUUGUCAAAAUUAUUCAACAGAAGGACUAGAAAAUGGUUAUUUCGUUAAAGAUCCAGAUGGAAAUACUCAAGCCAUCUGGUGGGAAAGUGACGAUGCUCAUCAAGUGGAUUUCACAAAUCCACAGGCGGCUGAAUGGUUUGCAAGUAAAAUUAGAGCUUUAGUUGAGGAAACGGGCUUAGAUGGUUUUAAAUUUGAUGCCGGAGAAACGGAUUACGCCAUACCUCCACAUCAGUUCGAUCACAUCGAUGAUCAAGAGCUAGUUCCAAAUAUUUUUACUCAGAAGUAUGUGGAAACUUGUGUACCUUUUGGAGGUUCAAUCGAAGUUAGAUCUGCAUGGAGGACUCAAAAACACCCAGUAUUCAUUAGGAUGAUAGAUAAAGAUUCUGUAUGGGGAGUUGACGAUGGAUUAUACACUCUAGUGACAACUUUAAUUCAAAUGAACAUGGUUGGUUAUACCCUAGUACUUCCUGAUAUGGUUGGUGGUAACGGAUAUAGACAGCAGCCGAAUGCGGAAUUGAUAGUUAGGUGGACACAAGCCAAUGCAUUCAUGCCAUCGAUUCAAUUAGGUUUCUUACCAUGGGACUACCCAAGUGAUGAGUUUGACACAGUGGAAAUUGUUAGAAAAUUUGUUAAUUUGCAUGAAGAAUAUUCCGAUGAUAUAAUCAAAGCAAUGAAAGACUGUAUUGAAAAUGGAAAUCCAGUGAACCCUCCAAUAUGGUGGAUCGAUCCCACUGAUAGUUAUGCAUUCUCAAUCGCGGACGAAUUCCUUCUUGGUGAAAAUAUUUUGGUAGCUCCAAUUUUGGAAGAAGCUGCUAAACAAAGGUCUGUUUACUUACCGAAAGGAAAAUGGAGGGAUGCGAACAACAACGAUAUUAUUUAUACAGGUCCUUUGAACAUUACAAAUUACAUAGCUGAUAUUGAUAUUCUCCCGUAUUUUAUUAAGCUUGAAUAGAAUAUAUCAAUAUUUAAAUAUUAA